ACCAAUCCAAUAAUUUCAUUUGCAGUUUGGAGUUCUAGAAGAUAAGAUGGGUGUUUCGAAACAGUGUUUGUUUCUAAUCUUUUUUUGGCUCAAAGUUACUGAAACCGAAACUUCUGGUUGGACAGCUCAGGUGACAAACUCCGUAAAAGGUGUUCCAGGGUCUUGUGUUGUGAUUCCCUGCUCAUACAAUUAUCCAGAUCCAGAGAGGACGUCCAAAUUCACUGGUAUCUGGUUUGGUCCGAAAGAUGUCACCAUCUUUCACUCAGAGGACUCUAAAAUACACCAGGACUACAGGAAACGAACAAAGCUAGUGGGAGAGAUCAAAGAAAAGAAUUGUUCUCUGAUGAUUGACCCCCUGCGGGAAAGCGAUACAGGGCCUUUUUAUUUUAGGAUUGAGAUCGACAACUACGACAGGUAUUCCUACCAAGGAAACAAAGCAUCGAUUUCAUUUAUUAAGCCAGAUGACAUCAGCCUUACUGUGGCAGAGGACCAUCAGGAGAACCGGCCGGCAUCUGCUUCCUGCUCCUUGUCUUACUUCUGCCCGAUCCACCCACCUGAUUUCAAAUGGAGUCACUCAGGGAAGAUGGACCACCAUUCACAAAAGCUUGAUGAGGGCCGAUGGAGUAUAACAUCCGUUCUAACCUUUCGUCCUAAUCAGUCAGACCACAACAAGCCUUUAUGGUGCAAUGUAACCUACAGGGGAGGGCACCAACAAAGCACAUUCAAGACCCUUAAAGUAAAAUAUGCACCGGUGGUGGCUGAGAUCGAGCAUGAACCACACGUGAGGGAGGGUGAAUCUGUGGGGCUGAGCUGCUCUGGUGACGCUAACCCACCUGUCUCUGAAUAUGAGUGGCGUAAUGAAACUGGUGCGCUGGUGUAUCUUGGAAAUUACUACAAAAUACAAAAUGUUUCCAGGAAUAUUGGCACCCUGUACUGCACAGCCAUCAAUGAAGUGGGGCGAGCCACAUCGAAACCUGUGAAGCUCAAUGUGCUCUAUGCUCCUGAUAUUAAGAUUGAUUCUUCAUGUUCAUCAAAGGAAAAUUUGGUCAAUUGUGUUUGCAAAGUUGAAUCGAAGCCUCCCAGCACAGUCUCUUUUGUCCUCGCUGACAAAGUUUUGCAGGGCACCAAAGAAGACAAAUCGGGUUUUUUCACUAUCAGUGUUCUACAAGAAGACUUUGAGUCCCACACAUUUCUGGAAUGUGUGGCAAAUAACACACUAGGAAAAGCAAAUCUCAGACUUUCCUUACCUCUUGAUGGAAAGAGGAUGCUUUUCUUCAUCGCUGCUGGAGCAGGCGGGAUUUUGGUAAUAAUCUUAAUAGUGGUGGGAGUUUUUGUAAAAUGUCGGAGGUCUACAGACACAGAGGCACCAGGCAUGAGCACCAUAAUGUCAGAGAGAAAUCUGGAACUCCCACAGUGCGCCAGAUCAAAAUGGAAUAGCGCAUAUGAAGAUUCAUCUUACGAUGCAAUUUACGCCAAUGCUGAUGUGCAUAAAAACAUGGCUGACAAUGAUGAUGGAAUAUACGCCAAUAUGUAGAACAUCUGCAACAUCAGUCGAAUAUUUCUGUAAACAUAAAGGUUGUUUUUUACAUUGUCUUUAUACUACAUGGUAAAACAUUCCGCAGUUCCUUAUUUUGCACAUGCUUAAUCUGAUGUCACAGUCCUGUUCAUGGUGAAAAAAAUGAAUAAAUAUAUUUCAAACUAGUAACUAUUGAACUACUGGAAUAAUUUACUUUUGUCUGU
Molecule: messenger RNA, 1740 nt
Organism: Menidia menidia (Atlantic silverside)
Lineage: Eukaryota; Metazoa; Chordata; Actinopteri; Atheriniformes; Atherinopsidae
Source: the annotation of a GenBank genome assembly